Darwinula stevensoni is the source of this 1928-nucleotide messenger RNA. NCBI's taxonomy places the organism in Eukaryota, Metazoa, Arthropoda, Ostracoda, Podocopida, Darwinulidae. The record is from the annotation of a GenBank genome assembly.
UUCAACAACGUUGGGUUUUCAGAUGGAGCUGGGAAACCUGGAAAACCUGGAACUUCAGGUUCUGGUGGAAUUCCUGGGAUACCUGGCAAUCUGCCACCAGGAAUGCCAAAACCACCAUCACAAGGUGGAGGUGGGAAGCCAGCACCAUCGGGUGGAGGUGGGGAUUCAGCACCAUGGGGUGGAGGUGGGAAGCCAGUACCAUCGGGUGGAGGUGGGGAUUCAGCACCAUGGGGUGGAGGUGGGAAGCCAGUACCAUCGGGUGGAAGUGCGAAGCAAGCACAAUCAUUGGAAAAUGACAAUGUAGACCUAUCGGUCAAUCCGUUGAGAAGUGCUUACAAAGCAGGCAUCAAAAGACAGCUCUAUGAGCUCAGUGCAACGCAGGCUGUUUUCAACUAUUUGGACAUGGCUACAAGCGCUGAGAACUUUCGCUUCAACGCCUUCAGAGAAGCAGCUGAAAAGAGGAGGAACCUUCCUUUCUUGACCAGUCCCACAGUAGCUGUCCAAGAUUCACCCAGACAACCAGAGCUUGUCGAGACGGUGCGAGAGCUGAUGGAUGAAAACUUCCAAGUGACUACUCAAGAACUGGAUGAGGGGCUCGGCGUUGGCGAGAGCACUGUCCACGACGUGCUCACACAAGACCUGCAACUGCGCAACGUGGCAUCAAUUUGGAUACCGCACCAACUGACCGAGGACAGCAAAGCGGCUCGCAUCAACGGCGCCAAGCACGUCCAGGCAUUUUUUUCCGCGAAGGCAUGGAGGCUUUCUGCAACAAGCUCAACAAGGCCUUUUGCAGCAAGCUUGUUCCGUGUAACAGGAAGCGGCCGCAAUGCCAAGUUUGAACAAAAUGACGCCUCGCCGAAGGAACGCGUCUACCCAGAAUGCAAACUCACGAACAUGGGAAAGGAAUACAUGGGGGAAAUUGAUGAGACGGAGACAGGAAAGGCAUGCCUUCGCUGGGAUUCCCAACCAUAUGGCAAACCAGAGGACUUCAUGCUGGAUACACCCUACGAAUGGCAUUUCUUGAACCUGAAUGUUUCAAUCCACGAGAAUCAUUGCCGGAAUCCAGGAAUGAGAGAGAGACCGUGGUGCUUCGUUUCCGACCAACAGAUUCAAUGGGAAUACUGCCAAAUUCCAUUCUGCUCCGAUAUGGAACCGCGCGAGUGCAAGCUGACCACCUUGGGAGGUGAGUACAUGGGAAGAAAGAACGUGACGAAAUCUGGCCGUCCAUGUCAGCCGUGGUCAAGCCAACAGCCCAACACUCACGAUCGGCUCAAGUUCCGUUCUGCAUUCCCAGAUGCAGGGAAGGAGAUGGAAUUGAAUCACAAUUUCUGCCGGAAUCCCGAUGCCGAAUUCGAGGGCCCUUGGUGUUACAACGGCGACAGCAUCGAUCCCCGUUGGGAAUACUGCGAUGUCCCCCCCUGUUGAUUCCUCUUUCCAUUCGGGAUCUCUCUUGCCUUGACUUAUCGCUUUCUCACACGACACGACAUAUUACCAUGAUUUGAACCUUCUCUACUUGUCCCUAGCCUCAAAAUUCACUGGGAUCCCAUAGCUGCUGGAAUAAUUAUUUCAAUAUUUUUCGUCACAUUUACCCGUGAGAAUGUUGAAGCAAUGAAUCCUAUUAAGACUACCAACCAUUUGGUUUUAAAUUGUGCUUGAGAAGAGAGUUCGUUUUGAAUUCGAUUCACUCUUUGACAGUUCCAAGAGAUGUGACGGGCAGAAACUUGUUAUUUGUUGUAUGUUUUAUUUUCCUUUCGUCGAUAACGACUCCAAGUCAUUCAUCCUCUUCAUUUCCUCAUUUCACAACUAAUAUGUCUUUCGUCAGAGAAAGCGAUUCUCCCCACUUUCUUCGCCCUUGCACGGUCUCGUCCUCAUGCACUGACUAGUCAAUAAAACCAGCCCGAGCAUAAACUGAAUUGAGUUCUUGAACG